Egretta garzetta (little egret) is the source of this 3069-nucleotide messenger RNA. It is a transcript of the gene IP6K3, whose product is annotated as inositol hexakisphosphate kinase 3. Gene Ontology annotation, biological process: inositol phosphate biosynthetic process; phosphatidylinositol phosphate biosynthetic process. The transcript is spliced from 9 exons. Lineage: Eukaryota; Metazoa; Chordata; Aves; Pelecaniformes; Ardeidae. Gene Ontology annotation, cellular component: cytoplasm; nucleus. Gene Ontology annotation, molecular function: inositol hexakisphosphate kinase activity. The record is from RefSeq and is a predicted model, not a curated record. Bases 1211 to 2452 code for a protein of 413 amino acids.
UUGACUAUUUACCAGCUCCCCAAGGUUUCCAAGGUUGCCUGGUGAGCAGAAGACGCGUGAGCCCGUCUCGAUGGCGAGACCAAGUUGUCUUCAGGGUCUGUUUCCAUGAGCAUUUUCAGUUCCUCUCUCACCUGCGUGUCAGUGACUCAGAGCACGUGCUACCGCGAGCUGCGACUUCUUUGGAGCCUACUCCUGAAACGGCACGAGUGGUCCGUGAAUCAUCGUUGUGUAACUUCUGUGGACAUGGUUGACUCACUCGUGGUUGCUGAUGCUGUGCCUUAUUUAUGGGGCGCGGAGUCAGGGCGCUGUGCCAGUUCUCCUGGAAAGAUCAACGUGAAUCGGAGAAGAAAAAGCCCGGCCAGUGAGUCCUGCCCAAAGGCACUUCCUCCGGCACGGCCCCUGUCCGAAGCAAUCACUGCCCUUCAUUCAGCCUUUAAAGAACGGCCUCUAGGGGCUUUUGGGGCGAUGCGCCGUAGCGCGUGAAGGUGAGGAUAAGGGAUGUCGGGACUCGCUGCCUGCCCAUGGCACCCUUGGGGUGGGCACGGCGAGGGGGAGCCGGCUUGGAGAUCUGCCCUGCACGUCUGUCCUGGCAAAGGGGAGAGGAAAAGGAGGAAGAAAUGCCAGGACCAGCCCAACCUGGGAGACAGGAGAAGCAGAUGCUGGGAACCAGCAUGUUCCUGCUGCUGGGAUGGUCCGUGAUGCUGAGCUGCAGCCCAUGGGCACCCCAUCCUGCAAUGCUGAGCCCUUUCCAGACACACACAGAGCCGGCGCCUGCAGCGAUCCCCCCGGCUUGCUGCAGGGCAAGAGGUGUGACAGCCCUGGGCUGUGCCCCCUGUCUCAGGAGAGCCAGUGGUUUUGGUGCUAAGCCCUGCCUAGCUCAGCUGUCAGCUGGACAUACCAGGCACUUGUCAGCACCUACGAUGGCAGUCAGGUGAUGGCCCAAACAUCCGUGGGCUCCCCCCGCUCCCUCAUUUCUCAUACUCCAGCCACACCGAGAAGCAGCGAGACACCCAGCCCAGGCAACGUCCCGAGCCCGCGCUCAGCGCCGAGCCCACACCAGCCACGUACACCCAGCAGACACCACCGGUGAAAGCCCAGCGUGGGUGUUAACUGGCACUGGCCCGGAGCAGCAUGUCCCAAACCCCGCUUCCGAUCCUCCUUCGCUGCUGCUAAAGGGGAGAGACCCCCCCUCUGCCUUUCGCCCAGCACCAUGGUGGGGCAGAGCCCCCUGGACCCCAGCGAGAGCCGGACCGCCGUCCUCCUGGAGCCCUUCGUCCAUCAGGUGGGCGGCCACAUGAGCAUGAUGAAGUACGAUGAGCACACGGUCUGCAAGCCCUUGGUCUCGCAGGAGCUGAGCUUCUACGAGUCGCUGCCCUUGGCCAUGAAGCAGUUCACGCCCCAGUACAAAGGCAUCGUUUCUGUGCACCUCAAAAAGGACAGCCUCGGCAACCUGACCCUGAUCGCCAGCCCCAGCCUGCAGACGGAGAGCCGUGGCCGGCUGGAUAACGCCAUCGGCGACUCCUCGGUGACGAUAUGGCACAAAUGCAAGUGGGCUGCCAGCAGCAGCAGUGGCAGCGAGCACACACUCGUCAAGUGGAGCCACACGCAGCUCACCAAGAGCUUCAAAGACAGCUGCCCAGGGAAGAUGCUCUUGAGGACAGACCUUCAGUACCGCACAGAUUCGCUUCUGGAAGAUGCAAACCGAAACCAGCCAGAGAGAAACAGCUACAACCCCUGGGGACUGCACUGUCACAGGCAGCACCUGAACCGCAUGUCCUCCAAGCAUAACGAGAACAAACUUCAUCAGUUUCUACUGCUUGAAAAUGUGGUGUCCAAAUACAACUAUCCCUGCAUCCUGGACUUGAAGAUGGGGACGCGGCAGCACGGCGAUGAUGCCUCGGAGGAGAAGAAGGCCCGGCACAUCAAGAAGUGUGAACAAAGCACCUCUGCGUCCCUGGGCGUUCGCAUCUGCGGGAUGCAGGUUUACCAAGCGGACACCGGCCAUUUUCUCUGCAAAGAUAAAUAUUACGGCAGGAAACUCUCGCCAGAGGGAUUCAGGCAAACCUUGCGCCAGUUCCUGUGCAACGGUAACCACCUCCGAACGGAUCUCCUGGAGCCCAUCAUCCUGCGGCUGAAAGCUCUGCUUUCUGUCAUCAGGAAGCAAAGCUCUUACAGGUUCUACUCCAGCUCCCUUCUCAUCAUUUAUGACGGACAGGAGCCCAAGGAGAACGCGGCACCCUUGGAUAAUCACCUUCACUUCCAAAAAACAAACUGCACCACGUCACAUGGCACAAAUCACUCCAGAGCUGACGUCCGCAUGAUAGACUUUGCCCACACCACUUUCAAAGGCUCCAAAUGCAAUCAGACCACUUAUGACGGGCCGGACCACGGCUAUAUUUUUGGCCUGGAGAACCUUAUCAAAAUCCUUCAGAAUAUCUCAGAAGGAAAAUGACAAGUUCUGUGAAAUAGCCUGGAUUUACUAGUGACCGAUAGCCCUGAAAAGUACCGCCUUGGGUCAGUCGUAGGGGACCCUCACAGCUGCCGGGUGUCACGUGCACGGUUUGGAAUGAGAGCAUGGGCAGCUUGCUAGGAAAGUGCAAAACACGCUACGUGCCAUUACCGAACUCAAGCGUAAAAAGCAAAGAGCUGAAAGAAUCUGUUCUGUCUGCAAUCCAUCAGAAGAUUUAUUUUCCUUUCUUGUUUUACUGCUGUCCUUGAUUUAUUUGAGAGCCAAAAGAAAGCAUUACUUGAAAGAGUCUUAAUGAUAAAAGAGGACCUGCUCACCUCUACACUCACGAAGCCAAGCGGGCUAAGGAGAUAUUGUGCGUUUGAGUGAGACUAUUAAAAUGAGCUGGCAGGGCUGAACAGAUUGCAGCAUCACUUUCAACUCAUGCUCAACGCUACGGGCUGAACGCAAAGAUACAAGCAGGAGAGAAAACCUGCCCCCCCCUGACAUUCAUGCUCCACGUGCCCAGCGCUGCAAGGCAGCCGGGUGUUCUCCGUACAACGCAGGUGUGGAAACAUAGAUGCACGAGAUGCUGUGGCAGUUCUGCGCUGCUUCGGGUGUAA